Molecule: messenger RNA, 1404 nt
Organism: Vigna unguiculata (cowpea)
Lineage: Eukaryota; Viridiplantae; Streptophyta; Magnoliopsida; Fabales; Fabaceae
Product: cytomatrix protein-like protein
Source: RefSeq, a predicted model, not a curated record
GAAAUUACUAAUGCAUCAAACCGGCGAAAAAUUUGACCGUUGAAAUUCACAAUUUUGCUGUCUCUUCUCUUUCACUUCUUCCAAAUUCAAACCUUUUUUUUUUUCUGAAUUUCACGAUGCAGAAAUUCAGAAAACCAGAAUCUACCGACGUCGCCUUGUCGGAGCGCCGAAAUUGGGGUAAUAUCUUCAAAUCUCUGGUUCAGAUGGUGCGCAACCAGCAGAACCAGCUUCAAUCGUUCGCUAGCCGCCACAAGUUUCUCGAAGACCGUCUUCGGAUGCAGCACGAAGGGUGGAUCUCCGAUGUUCGCUUUCACAAGGAUCAAAUUUCUCAGUUGAAUGAGAUUUUGGCAUUUGAGGAGAAGAAACGGUCUCUGGAGGAAGCGAAGGCGGAUUUGGCGCUGGGUUUGAAGCACAGAGAGGGUGCUAUAUUAAAAUGGAUUUUGGAGCAUACAGAGGAUGAGUUGGGGGAUUUUAAAGAAUGGUUUGAAAUUCUUUCUCGUAAAUCCUCUGUUAGAGAAGACCAAGGAACAGAAUCUAAGGAUACUGGCAAGAAGAAAAAAGGAACCACACAUAGAGGGAACAAGCCCAUUUCGAAUUCUGAAGAAAAAGAUAAAUGUUCUUGCGAUGAAUUUAGUUUGUUAAAAGGUGAAUAUGAUAAGCUUUCUCUAGAAAAAUAUUCGGAGGUGUCUGAACUCUUGGCGGAAAAGAAAUUUGUGUGGAAUCAAUAUAAGAUAAUGGAGAAUGACUACACUGCUAAAUUAAAGUCUAGGGAAGCUGAAGUAGAAAAGGCAAAUGAAAAGAUAAAGGUACUUGUUUCCGGCAUGGAGCAGCUACGAUCUGAACAUUAUGAAAAAGAUAGUAAAAUUUGCGAAUUAGAAAGUAAAAUUGCUGAGAUGGAGGCUGAGACAAAAAGCUUAAACAAGGAAAUAUCUGGACUCUCAAUGGAGUUGGAAUCUUUAAGAAAACUCCAGAACAACCAUGUCACACCUGUUUUAAAUCGUUGCUCCGAUGGGAGUAAAGCAUCUGGUACGGGAGUUAAGAGCAGCAAGAGUAGAAGUAUGAUUGUGCAGAAGGAACUACGUACACCCGAUCAACCAGCUGCAAAAUCUUCUGAAAGGGGGAAAACAAGCAUGAAGAGGAAAGAGCCUCCAGUUAUUCCCAUUGUAGCUCCUAAGCUGUUCUCUAAUGGCUUCAAGGUUCCAAAACUGAAGUCCUCUGCGAAGGUCAGAGAUGACAGAUGACUCCUUUCGGAGAUAUGUGAGUCUUUGUUUGUAUUGUACAUGCCUUGUACGCUCUUUAUGUAAACUAUGUAUGAUGAUCAUAUCAUGUAUGAGCUUUUAAUUAAACAUUCGAUGUAACUUUGGAAUAACGCUAUUCCACUCUUUAGGUAAAUUAUAUUUAAAA